UUCAUUCGUCCGGGGAUUCCAUGGGGUGGGACUUGGCCGGGCCUAAAUUCGAUCCGCGGUCCCGGACCGGUUUCUGGGCAAAGCUGCCAUGCGUUCCGGGGGCCGCGGGCGGCCUCGGCUACGGCUCGGGGAACGCGGCAUCUUGCAGACACCCAAGGCCCCCAGUCGCCGCUUGUUACCGCGGGCGCAGCUGUUGCCCCUGCUGCUGCUGGCGCUGGCCAUGGCCUCGGCGUUCUACAUCGUCUGGAGCGGCUGGCACCAGCACAGGAGUGAGGAGCUGCCUUCCGGUCGGGAUCUGCGGGGCCAGUUGAUCGGAAGCCUCCCCGAAGCCCGAAUGCGGAGGGUGGUGGGGCAACUGGACCCACAGCGUCUCUGGAACAUUUAUCUGCGCCCCCUGCUGGUUGUAAGGACACCAGGCAGCCCAGGCAAUCUCCAAGUCAGAAAGUUCCUGGAGGCCACUUUACGGACGCUGACGGCAGGCUGGCAUGUGGAGCUGGACCCUUUCACAGCCGCAACGCCCCUGGGGCUACUGGACUUUGCCAACGUGGUGGCCACGCUGGACCCUGGGGCUGCCCGUCACCUCACCCUUGCCUGCCAUUAUGACUCGAAGCUCUUCCCAUCUGAGUCGUCCCCCUUUGUGGGGGCCACGGACUCAGCUGUGCCUUGUGCCCUGCUGCUGGAGUUGGCCCAGGCCCUGGACCAGGAGCUGAGCAGAGCCAAGGAUCAGGCAGCCCCGGUGACCUUGCAGCUGCUCUUCUUGGACGGCGAAGAGGCGCUGAGGGAGUGGGGACCCAAGGACUCCCUCUACGGCUCCCGACACCUGGCCCAGCUCAUGGAGUCCGCACCCCACAGUCCGGGCCCCACCAGGAUCCAGGCUAUCGAGCUCUUUGUCCUGCUGGAUCUCCUGGGAGCCCGCCAUCCGACUUUCUACAGUCACUUCCCUCGCACAGCCCGCUGGUUCCAUCGGCUGAAAAGUAUCGAGAAGCGCCUGCACCGGUUGAACCUGCUACAGUCUCAUCCUCAGGAAGUGAUGUACUUCCAGCCCGGGGAGCCCCCCGGCUCUGUGGAAGAUGACCACAUCCCUUUCCUCCGCCGAGGGGUCCCGGUGCUCCACCUCAUCUCCACGCCCUUCCCCUCUGUCUGGCACACGCCCGACGACUCAGAGGCCAACCUGCACCCACCCACAGUCCACAACCUGAGCCGCAUCCUCGCCGUGUUCCUGGCCGAAUACCUGGGACUCUAGCCUGCCAGGCUGGCCCCAAAGGAGAAGCGUCCAGCAGGGCAUGUGACAAGGACACCCAGAGCCAGCAGAGCUGGCCUUGUCCUUUUCAAUGCCUUUGGCUCUACUCGUGCUACAAUCAGAAGACCCUCUUUCCUCUGAUGAUCUCAAGCUGCCGCUCCCCAGAGACCUAGAAGAGACUGCUGUGGGGUGAGAGCCGAGGGAAUACGCACGUGGGCCCUGCUCUGAGGGAGAAACUGGGCUGAAGGUUUGCAAAGACCAAGUGCUGUUCUCAAGUUUGGUCGGCACACCACAGACUGGCAUGUGGACCAGCACCACCCCCAAACCCAGCACGGUCUCUAUGGCCUUUCUCUCUGUGGCAGUUCACUCUCCUGAAUGGCAGCCUGGCCACAGCACCAGUCCAAACCUAACCCCGACGAGGAUGUGCCACAUGGGGCACACAGAGGACGCGCUUGGAAGCAGGAACAGAGGAGAUGAGACCUGUCCUUGGGAACUCCAGAUACCGCAGACCCAGUGGGCAAUAAACUAGUGUUUAUGCAAAACAUACUCUGCAGAACUAGCCUGGUAGGUGUUGCAUGAGAAAAGACCAAAGAAGCAGGGUGAGACCACAUUAAAUGAGUUUCUACAA
Molecule: messenger RNA, 1868 nt
Organism: Phyllostomus hastatus (greater spear-nosed bat)
Lineage: Eukaryota; Metazoa; Chordata; Mammalia; Chiroptera; Phyllostomidae
Gene: QPCTL
Product: glutaminyl-peptide cyclotransferase like
Exons: 7
Coding region: 89-1243 (384 amino acids)
Molecular function (GO): zinc ion binding; glutaminyl-peptide cyclotransferase activity
Source: RefSeq, a predicted model, not a curated record